Molecule: messenger RNA, 1037 nt
Organism: Sander lucioperca (pikeperch)
Lineage: Eukaryota; Metazoa; Chordata; Actinopteri; Perciformes; Percidae
Exons: 5
Coding region: 239-979 (246 amino acids)
Biological process (GO): immune response; T cell costimulation; cellular response to lipopolysaccharide
Cellular component (GO): external side of plasma membrane
Source: RefSeq, a predicted model, not a curated record
UGGCAGGACUGGGAGCUUUAACCAAACACUACGAGAGAGAAUCUGAGUCUGAAUCCAUUAUUACUGUCUGGGACCUUUCAGGAUUCUUACUGGGAAUACUGGGACUUCAUUAAAACAGAUCUUUAGAAGUUUCUCACUUCCCAUAGGCUACUAAAAACAAACAAAGCCAACUUUGCAAAUAUUCUAGUCGAGUCUAGAUGAAUAUGCUACUACUGAACCGUUUUCAAAAGUCGAUUGGAUGAGUUUCAGGGAGAAGAUGAUCUGCAGCAUCCUGCUGCUCAUCAUCCUGACCUCCUGUGUCUCUGGAACAUUUGUAGUGAAUGUGACCCAGACCUCCUAUCAGGCAGAGGAGAACCACGACAUCACACUGGAGUGGACCUUCACAACCAACCCUCACAGUUCCUCCAACUCUCUAAAUAUCUUCUGUGAACUGUUAACUGAUCUCAGACCCUCAGUCCUGUUUGAUCUCCAUGAAGGAGUUGAGGUCCCAGAGUCUCAGGAUGAACAGUUUGCAGGACGAGUCCAGUGGGACAAAGACGUCCUCAGAGAAGGACGACUCAGACUUCAUGUGUCCAGACUCAGGACUGAAGACUCGGGACUGUAUGUGUGUGACGUGAUCUUAAAUUAUUGGAGUAGCUCUGGUAAAUGUCGGCUCAAUGUCACUGCAGCGAGGGAUCGGCCUGAACCUGAGACACCAAACACAACAAGUCCACCAAACACAACAAGUCCACAACAACAGGAGAGUCAGGGGAGGAGUUACCUCUUAUAUUUACUGUUGGAACUGUUUAGAAUAUCAUUCGGUCCACUGUUGGUUUUUCUCCUGUAUGUUUUGUUUUAUUCUUACUUGUCAUUAAAAAAAAAGAGAAAUCAACAUCCCUACUUAAAGAAAAGAUACAGGUCAGCAGGGGCUGUUAGAAUCCAAUUUUAUACCACAGGAAAUCCUAGUUCCCCAUUUGCUUGCAUGUUACAAUUUGAUUAAUCUGAAACACAUCUUUCCUUUAUAUUCUUUAGUCAGUGACCGUGAUUCAUAUUACACA